Gadus chalcogrammus (walleye pollock) is the source of this 1449-nucleotide messenger RNA. RefSeq lists its product as uncharacterized. Lineage: Eukaryota; Metazoa; Chordata; Actinopteri; Gadiformes; Gadidae. The transcript has 8 exons. The record is from RefSeq and is a predicted model, not a curated record. The coding region runs from base 1 to 1449 and encodes 482 amino acids.
AUGCUGCACGUCAUGAAUGCUCAGACUCACUUAGUCUCGCUUGCCCACCAGGGUGGAGCCUCGUGGCGUCUCCGUGGAGGAGACGCCGUGCGGGAGGCCACCCUGGCGCCGGAGCCGAAGAAGAAGAGGAGGAAGACGACGACGACGGGCGACGUGGAGCAGCCGGCAACGCCCGCUCCUGCUCGGGCUGAGACCCGGUUGCCUGAGGGCUGGCGGACAGCCCUCACCGGGGCAGAGCAGGAGGGGAUCGGCCGGGCGCUGUUCCAGCAGACCAGCGGGGGGCCCCGGCUGAACUAUACUCAGCCACCCGCCUCGGCGGCUGCCUUCUUCGCGUGUCGGUUGUUCCUCUGGGCGCCCCUGCACAUGUGGGGUCCCCGGCCGACAUGCUGCCAGAAACAUCUCACCAAGUGUGGGAUGUACAAGACCAUCCGGAAGGUCUUGGACAUCGACGGCUGGUACUUGAUGGCCACCGAGUACCUGGAGUGCCGUCGGUGUCGGAGGAAGGUAGCCGCCUGGUCGCAGGAGGUCGUGAGGCAGCUGGGAGAGGGGCAUCGCGCCCUCUUCCCGGCGAUCCUCACCUACAAGCUUGCCUGCGACCGGCGGGUCAUCAUCCAGCUGCGUGAGCGUACUCGGGGGAACAGCGCCACGCAGCUGCAAAAAAAACUCUGUGAGGCACACACAGAGGCCUGGAUGCGGCGGUCCAUACACUACCUCAGCGUCAUGGAGCCCUUCACGUCGACGGGUGUCGUGCGCCAGUGCACCCCACCGCCGAAACCAUCGCCAGACGUGCCGCAGUACGGCUGGCUGUUGGUGGUGUACUGCCACGACAUCCUGUCUCGCCUGGAGGACGUGAAGGCCCGGGUCACCUCAGUCUUCGGAUCCAUCUUGAAGAUGGAUUCGACCAAGAAGGUGACCCGGAAGCUCGCCGGUGCCGCCGCCCAUACCGCAGCCUGGGCGACCAACGUGGGCAACGAGCACGGGCAGGUGCUAAUGUCCGUGCUCACGGCCACCGAGGGGGGGUGGCCUGUUGCCCAUGGCCGCGGGGUUAAUGCGGCGGAGUGGGACAAGCUGGUGGUCCGGUUGGACAUUUGGCACCUGAUGCGACGCUACGCAUCAGGUGUCACAACCGAGAGCCACCAGCUCUACAAGCCCUUCCUGCAGCAGCUGUCCGCCAGUAUCUUCCUGUGGGACCCAGAGGACACAGCCCGGUUGCUCAACGCCAAGAGGAGGACGCUAGAGUGCGCAGGGGAUGACCUUCCUCGUCCGAAGCCGGAGUGUGGAGGCACGUCAAGCCGCAGGGAGAUGGCUCUCCAUUGCCGUCGCCGCACGCGUGGAGCUGCGGCGACCGAGCGGCUGAUUGAUGACCUCCUGCAAACCUUCGGCGGUGCCAACGGGCGAGACACCAUGGGGAUUCCCCUGCUGGACCGAGACCGCAUCCAGGCAGGCUGA